Scleropages formosus (Asian bonytongue) is the source of this 1752-nucleotide messenger RNA. RefSeq names its product YJU2 splicing factor homolog B (gene yju2b). The record is from RefSeq and is a predicted model, not a curated record. Gene Ontology annotation, cellular component: U2-type spliceosomal complex; post-mRNA release spliceosomal complex. The transcript is spliced from 10 exons. Bases 235 to 1482 code for a protein of 415 amino acids. Gene Ontology annotation, biological process: mRNA splicing, via spliceosome. NCBI's taxonomy places the organism in Eukaryota, Metazoa, Chordata, Actinopteri, Osteoglossiformes, Osteoglossidae.
CUUUGCUGCUGAUAUGUAUCAAAGCAAGCUGUUCAGAAAUUCUGAUAAAUUGUUUUCAUGUUUUCAGUCUUAACACCUCAGAUCUUUUUUUUGUUUUAAAUUGUGUAGUAUGUAUAAAAUUCUUCUGUGACAUGUCUAUAGUGUACUAGUCCUGGUGCAUGCGUGGUUACGAUCAUGAUUUAUAAUUUGAUGACGGACGGCUUCCAAGCAUAAGAAGGAACAAACACAAACAGAAUGGGUGAAAGGAAAGGAGUAAACAAGUACUACCCCCCAGACUUUGACCCAGCCAAACAUGGGUCUCUUAAUGGCUACUGGAAGAGCCACCCACUGCGGGAGAGAGCCAGGAAACUGUCACAGGGCAUUCUUAUCAUCCGGUUUGAAAUGCCCUACAAUAUCUGGUGUGAUGGUUGUAAAAAUCACAUAGGCAUGGGAGUACGAUACAAUGCAGAAAAGAAAAAAGUGGGUAAUUACUACACCACACCCAUCUACAGGUUCAGGAUGAAGUGUCACCUGUGUGUAAACUACAUUGAAAUGCAGACAGACCCAGCCACCUGCGACUAUGUGAUCGUCAGUGGGGCGAGUCGCAAGGAGGAGCGUUGGGAUAUGGCUGAUAAUGAACAGAUAUUGACCACUGAGAGCAGUGAGAAGGAGAAGCUGGAGACAGAUCCCAUGUAUAAGCUGGAUCAUGGGGGAAAGGACAAAGAGAAGCUGCAUGCUGCUCUUCCCACACUCUCUGAGUUGCAGGGGCGCCAGGAGAGGUGGAAGGAUGACUUUCUGUUGAAUUGCACACUCCGCAGGAAGUUCAGGGAUGAGAAGAAGGCAAUAGCAGUGAAAGAGCAGAAGGAUGACGAGGUGAGGAAGAGAACAGGCCUGUCCAUACCACUGGUUCCAGAAAAGGAGGAAGACAAAAGGCUGGCAUCCCUGCUUACUUUUCAGACCAGUGACUCUUAUGAAGAGCGCCAGCGGAGCAAACGCAGAGAGAUCUUAAACCGUUCAUGGUUCUGCUCCUCUCAGCCCCAGGCAGGCACAAGUGGGACUCUUCUACAGAAACUGGCACAAGCACAUCGAGGGGCAGCGCUGACUGCAGCUGCAAAGGGUCCUUAUGCUGUUACACCAAACAGCCUUCUUGGUGUCAUCCGCAGGAAGACAGACAGUGCAAAGCUGUUGGGCACUGCCAUGGAGGCCUGCAAGACAUCUGACCCUGAGGCCUUCUUCAGUAACAACAUAGAGGAGAGUGGGGAUCCUGAAAUCUUAGAGGAGUGCUCAGCACAACUUGGAAUGACAGCAGCGUCUACAGUAAUAAAUUCUGAAAUGAAGGCCAGCAUGAGCCAUAUGUGUACAGAGACUGAUACUCCUGACACAGAUGCUUCUGCAGCCAAUGGCGCAGUGAUAUUGUCAGGUGGUUCAGAGAUACCGGAGGAUGGGGAGAAUGGCUCCCAUGCUAUACUGUCUCUGGUAGCAGAUUAUAGUGAUUCAGACUAGAGUGAGAGCCAGGAUCCUGAGGCAUUUGCUGUGGAAGAGAACAGAGUACUGGGACAGUUUGCCCUUUGGAAAGUGAAAUGGAGUAAAAUUUAAGUGUGUGUCUUCUGAACAGAGCAUUGUUACAAAGGGUGAGUUUAAUUUGGAAAUGAACAUAUCUAAAGCUUACACUUGUACAAACUUCCUUGUCAAUGGACAUCUGUUGUGAGAUUUACAUUAAUUUAGAAGAUGCUUUUAUCCAAAGCAGCUUCCAGUGAACUGUUUUGUUAUCAG